AUGGCCUCGAAGCCAACCGUCGCGGAGGCACAGGCCCUGGCCUCUUCCGAUCCCAGGAAGGCUGAGGCAAUCUACAAGGAGAUCAUUUCGAAGCCGCCGUCAGUCACCUCGGAUGCCGCCAUCAAAGAAUACGAAACUGCCCUGGUCAGCCUUGGAGAGCUCUACCGUGACGAGAAGAACUCACAAGAGCUGGUCAACCUGAUCACAACCAGCCGCACGGUCCUUUCAAGUUUUGCCAAGGCAAAGACAGCCAAGUUGGUUCGCCAACUGCUCGACCUCUUCGAUGCCAUUCCCAACUCGACGGACAUCCAGAUCGCCGUAACAAAAUCAUGCAUAGAAUGGGCAACCUCGGAAAGAAGGAGCUUCCUCCGCCAGAACCUCGAGACUAGGCUGGUCAGCCUCUACAUGGCCAAGCAGUCAUACUACGAUGCGCUUACACUUAUCAACGGACUCCUGCGCGAGCUGAAGCGUCUUGACGACAAGCUCGUGCUUGUCGAAGUGCAGCUCCUCGAGUCGAGAGUCUACCACGCCCUGGGCAACACAUCAAAGGCCCGUGCCGCCCUCACAAGCGCCAGAACAAGCGCCGCCUCUGUCUACACGCCGCCUUUACUACAGGCCAACCUCGACAUGCAGUCGGGCAUGUUGCACACGAUGGACCAGGACUUCAACACGGCCUACUCGUACUUCAUCGAAGCUCUUGACGGCUACCACACACAGGACGAGUCGUCCAAGGCGACGGCCGCUCUGCAGUAUAUGCUGCUGUGCAAGAUCAUGCUCAACCUGGUUGACGACGUCAACAACCUCAUGGCCUCGAAGCACGCGCAGAAAUACGCUGGACAGAACCUUGAGGCCAUGAAGGCGAUUGCUCGCGCGCACUCGAACCGCUCGCUCGACGAGUACGAGCGUGCUCUCGCUGCCUACAAGUAUGAGCUGGGCAGCGACGCCUUCAUCCGGAACCACCUUCGCCGGCUUUACGAUGCCAUGUUGGAGCAGAACCUGAUCAAGGUCAUUGAGCCUUUCAGCAGGGUGGAGAUUGCACACAUUGCCAAGAUGGUCGGCUUGGACACGACGCAAGUGGAGAGAAAACUCUCACAGAUGAUUCUGGAUAAGGUUAUUAUUGGUGUCCUCGACCAAGGAGCUGGCUGUCUCAUCAUCUACGACGAGACACACCGCGACGAGUCAUACGACGCGGCCCUCCAGACGAUCGAAAAGUUGAGCACGGUGGUUGACGUCCUCUACACCAACCAGGCUUCGCUUCUGGAGUGA
Molecule: messenger RNA, 1266 nt
Organism: Microdochium trichocladiopsis
Lineage: Eukaryota; Fungi; Ascomycota; Sordariomycetes; Xylariales; Microdochiaceae
Product: PCI domain-containing protein
Exons: 3
Coding region: 1-1266 (421 amino acids)
Biological process (GO): ubiquitin-dependent protein catabolic process
Cellular component (GO): proteasome regulatory particle, lid subcomplex
Molecular function (GO): structural molecule activity
Source: RefSeq, a predicted model, not a curated record